Alternaria burnsii is the source of this 1671-nucleotide messenger RNA. RefSeq lists its product as uncharacterized. The coding region runs from base 1 to 1671 and encodes 556 amino acids. The record is from RefSeq and is a predicted model, not a curated record. The transcript has a single exon. NCBI's taxonomy places the organism in Eukaryota, Fungi, Ascomycota, Dothideomycetes, Pleosporales, Pleosporaceae.
AUGUCAGCCGACGAGAAUAACCUACACCAUCCUACACUAAGGCGGACCUUGCGUGGUGAACCUUCAGCAUCGACAAUCCAGUUUCGCAACCUCAAAUACGCAUCAAUACCAGCAAGAUAUCAAGAACCGAUUCCUGAUGAUAAACUAGAGGUUGGGAAGGACGGAGUCUACGAUGCUACCCAGUUCGGUUCGUCAUGUCCACAAUUGCAUGGAGCUCAAGCAUGGGAUUUGACCUUGAUCGGAGACGCUGUCUUACCUUGCGGCCAUGGUCAAGGGAAAACAGAAAGUAUGAACGAAUUUGAUUGCUUGAAUGUGAUUGUCACAGUUCCAAAGGGUAUUCAGAGCAAUGAACAGAGCAGAAGACGAGGGCUACCAGUAUUUGUGUGGGUACAUGGAGGCGGUCUCAGCAUCGGAUCGAACAGCUGGCCACAGUAUGAUCUACGCCGUUUGGUCGAGCGAGGUGCAGAAACUGACAAACCCUUCAUUGGUGUCUCGAUGGACUAUCGACUAAACAUCUUCGGCUUCCUCGCUAGCGAUGAGAUUGGCGCAGCCGGCAAUAUGGGCUACAAAGAUCAGGUACUAGCUUUCAGAUGGGUGAAAAAGCACAUUGCUGGGUUCGGAGGGGAUUCCAACAACAUCACUGCUGCAGGCGAGUCGGCGGGAGCGAUAUCACUAUCGACUCUACUCUGCGCCAAUGUCGGGCAAGAGGGACUCUUUGACCGGGUUAUCAUCAUGAGUGGGGAAGCCACAUUGCGUAAAUGGAGGAACAGAUGGUGGCAACAGAAGAUGUACGAGGAUCAGUCUACCUAUCUUAAAUUGGAUGUCAAGGACACCGAGAGCAGAAAAAAGAUCCUAUUGGACACCGAUGCGGAACAGUUGGCUCAGAAGCUACCCUUAGCUCAGCAAUUCGCUGCGACAGUCGACGGCCGAUUCAUAAAGCGUGAAGUCACGAUCGAGACGAUAAUGGAUGGAUCAAGCGCUAUACAUAAGCCAGCCUGGUGCAAAGAAUUCGUAAUAGGGGACACAGAGCACGAUGGCCUCAUCGUUAUCGGGCGACUCCUUGCUCAACCCGAUAGCCAUGGGCGUCUUAGGAAGGCAUGUCAAACUCAUCUGUCAGCGGCUGAGACGCACGAACUGUUGAAGGCAUAUCGUCUUGAUGGCGAGUUUCCCAGGAAAGACAAAGAGGACCGCAUGUUAAUACUUGGAUCUGAAUUACGCUUCUAUCUGCCUGCGUUGGCUGCGUACCGAGGAUGGAAAGCUUGCUCACCACCAAGACCUGCUUCACGAUACCACUUCCACGUCCCUAACCCAAUAGAGGGCCCCCACAAAGGCCUUGCAGCUCACGAGCUCGACGUCGCGUAUCUCCUGCAGAACUUUGACCCCCACUUCAGUGAUAAAGAUCGAAAGAUAGCACGAGCCAUACAAGACCAGUUCAUCAAAUAUGUUCAUGGCGAAGGGUGGGUUGAGAAGGGUAAGAUGGUAGUAUUCGACAAAGACGGUUCAGUUGAAGUAGACGACGAUAGAUACGACGAGAUGUAUCGCAGUGGAAGAGGAGCAUUACUGGAGAGUAUUGGGAUGCAAAAGUUAUGGCGUGUCGCAGAAAUGUGGCAAGGUGUGCGUCAGGAAGAAGAAGAACAGUACCUUAGUUCCUCUGGCGAUUCAAAGCUAUGA